AUGGAAGACGAGGUUGACAGCAGGAAUGAGAAACGGCGGAUAGAGAGCAGCGAACCAUUCUACAAGAAAACUACCUUUGGAAGACAGGUGAAAAUGGUGGUGACUAUUCGAUUGGCCAGAAUUGGUUGCAAACACAACCCUUUCUAUAGGGUUGUUGUUACUGAUAGCAGAUGUGCAAGAGAUGGCAAGAACAUUGAGGUUGUAGGUUACUACAAUCCUGUUGCAGCCAAAGAUGAUGAGAAAAGAGUGAGUAUCAAACUUGAAAGAGUGAAGUACUGGCUAUCUGUUGGUGCUCAACCUUCAGAGACUGUGGAUAGUCUUUUAUUUCGAGCUGGUUUACAAACGAAACGUAAAGGUGGUAAGUAUCCCAAGCAGCCAGUUGAAGCCGAUGCCAAUGAAGCUGAUGGUAUAUCUCCAGAAGCUGUUCUUUCUAUUGGCUUACAAGUUUGA
Vicia faba (fava bean) is the source of this 450-nucleotide messenger RNA. NCBI's taxonomy places the organism in Eukaryota, Viridiplantae, Streptophyta, Magnoliopsida, Fabales, Fabaceae. The record is from the annotation of a GenBank genome assembly.